ACAAGGCAUGUGGACUUUCCUGCUCCUUAAAGUCCUGGAUAAAUUCUGCAGGCAUCAGUGUAAUUAGAUAUUCAAAUACGAUAUACUUCAAUACAUUCCAAGUAUUUCCAAUUUACCAUUAUGUGAAAUUACUUGAAUAUUAAUUGACCAGUCUGGAUUUGAACCUGCAGGGAGGGUGUUUUAGCAUACUGAAAGACAUGAAGUGUUUUCAGUUCUACAAUAGUGAGAAGAAGGAAGAACCUAAGACCGCGAAGUCAAAUCCAGUUCUGUCCUCCUCUUUUGGUCUUUUUGAUAGUGAAUUUCGGCAUUCUCAUCGUGAGUCCAGCUCGCAGAAUGUAUCAGAUACCAGCACAGAGUCUAGAGGAAGGAGCCAAAUUCCAUGCCUGUCAGAUAGACCUUCCGAUCUCAGGGCAUUUACAUUCUCAGAACUGAAAGCAGCAACGAAGAAUUUCAAUCGUACUACCAAGAUUGGGGAAGGUGGAUUUGGAUGUGUAUAUAAGGCCACAGUAAAGACUGGUGAGGAUUCAGCGAAAAAGAUUGACGUGGCUGUAAAACAACUUGGUAGGAGAGGAUUACAGGGCCACAAAGAGUGGGUGACAGAAGUCAAUGUUCUCGGGGUGGCUGAACAUAAAAACCUCGUCAAAUUAGUUGGCUACUGUGCAGAAGAUGACGAGAGAGGAAUCCAGCGGCUUUUGGUGUAUGAAUACAUGCCUAACAGAAGUGUCGAAAACCAUUUGUCAGCUAGGUCAGAAACCCCUCUCUCCUGGGCAAUGAGGUUAAAGAUAGCCCAAGAUGCUGCUCGUGGCUUAGCAUACCUACAUGAAGAAAUGGAUGUUCAGAUUAUCUUCAGAGAUUUCAAAUCUUCAAACAUUCUCUUGGACGAGCAAUGGAAUGCAAAGUUGUCAGAUUUUGGAUUGGCUAGGUUGGGACCUCCUGAGGGUCUAACCCAUGUCUCAACUGCGGUUGUUGGAACCAUGGGAUAUGCUGCUCCUGAAUAUAUUCAAACUGGUCGUCUCACUUCCAAGAGUGAUGUGUGGAGCUAUGGUGUCUUUCUCUAUGAGCUGAUUACUGGUCGACGUCCAUUAGAUCGAAAUCGGCCUAGGAGUGAGCAGAAGCUCUUAGAGUGGGUAAAGCCAUACAUAUCAGAUUCUAAGAAGUUUCAACAAAUAUUAGACCCAAGGCUUGAUGGUAAGAUCUCAAGGUCAGCCCAGAAGCUCUCUAUAGUCGCCAACCGCUGCUUGGUCAGACAUGCAAAGACACGUCCAAAAAUGAGUGAAGUCCUGGAAAUGGUGAACAAAGUUGUCGAGACAUCAACAGGAAUAGGAAAUCCUGGACCACCUGUGAGAAUUGCGGAACCAACUUCACCAGAAUCUGCAAGGAAAGGUAAGAGGAAGAUAACUGAUAUCAAACUCGGAGAUGGUAGCAGGUUAGUACACAUGUGGUCAACAAAGCUGACAAACACUUGUUAAUAUAAUAGUUUCCAAUAUGCACAAACAAA
Solanum verrucosum is the source of this 1498-nucleotide messenger RNA. Its product is annotated as serine/threonine-protein kinase PCRK1-like. Gene Ontology annotation, biological process: protein phosphorylation. The coding region runs from base 198 to 1469 and encodes 423 amino acids. Gene Ontology annotation, molecular function: ATP binding; protein kinase activity. The record is from RefSeq and is a predicted model, not a curated record. Lineage: Eukaryota; Viridiplantae; Streptophyta; Magnoliopsida; Solanales; Solanaceae. The transcript has 4 exons.